CCGUUUCUUCUCAAUAUGUAGCAACUGCGCCGCUUGUUUGUAAGAGAGCCUCACAAAUCGUAACUUUGAUAUUCACUAACUGGGUAAUUGAUCUACCUGACACUUAAGGACAUUUGACUUGUAUUCCCCUGUACAUAUACAAAGACGGAUUAACGCUGUGAAGACCAUUUCAACGCCGAUGACCGUCAGUUGUGUUGUGGAUACGAUACUGAGUGAUACUGAACUGGAACGUAUUCCGAGGGUCUGGCCUUCCUUCCUUUGGCUACAGUAGGAAGUUUGGGGCCUGUUGUGGGCUGUGCAUGUUUGUUCCUCACCAGUGAUUCCUUAUGCUUGAUAGAAGCUGCACCCUUACAGGAUGGAUGGUGUGGACUUAAAGAGACUUGUGUAUCAACAUCAGCACUCUGUGUUUUUCUGUGGUGUUCAAUCUUUUACCAUUUACAAGAGGACACCUCCCAUCCUAUACCCCCAAUCUCUGCACUAUAUUUAUAAAGACCGUCAAUAAAAAAAGACAGCUGAAGGUAGAAGUUGUAAGACUUUCUAUCUUUUUUCUUUUUAAAGCUCAGACCGAUACUGCUUAUAUAGGCCUAUAUGGCGGAAAUGGAAGUAUCCUUAUUUUAAUUAUUCCGUUAGUGUACCCCCUUACUUAUAGUGUGGGUGGUGGGAUGUCGGGAAAGCUAGACGACAAAAUGGUGAAGUUCCUGGUUCCCCCUCAGAAGAGUGGAAAUGGCCCCAGUUCUGGUUCAGAUUCGAUGGUGAGUGAGGGCCGGCCAACAGAAGUGAGACGCCGGCAUCACACCAUGGAGCGUGAUCGUUGUAACCCCGAACACCGUUUUCUGCGCCGAAGUGUCAUCAGUGAUUCCAAUGCUACAGCAUUAGCUCUCCCUUUACCUAGCAAGAUCCCCAUCCCUGCACCUCAACGGGUUCAGCUACGAGAAAUCCCCCCACAGCGGCAACUGGCAGCUGUUGCUGCUCAUUUACUGCAUGCUGAACCAAGUCCAGCUCAAAAUGAGGAAACUGCUGUUCGUGGAAGAGAAGGAGUACAAGAAAAAGAAAUAACCAAGGUGGAUGUAGUGCCUUUGGAGCCUGUCAUUGUACAAGAUACCUGUGAUGGAGAGGUGGUGGUAGCAGCCCGCUCCGCACCAUGCUUAGGAUCAGAAUUGCCCAGACAAAUAGAACCUGAAAGCACCAGUGAGGUGAAGGUACCACCUGAAGAAGAAGGGGAGGAAGAAGACAAGGAAACUGCCAAGGCACGAGCAGAGGCAGAGCAGAGAGAAGCUGAGAAGAAAGUGCAGGAUGACAUUGAAGAGGCAGAGACCAAAGCAGUGGGAACAUCACCAGAUGGACGCUUCUUAAAGUUUGAUAUAGAAAUUGGACGGGGCUCCUUCAAGACUGUCUACAAGGGCUUGGACACUGAGACCACGGUGGAGGUUGCUUGGUGUGAGCUGCAGGAUCGUAAGCUUUCAAAGACGGAGAGGCAGCGCUUUAAGGAGGAAGCGGGGAUGUUGAAGGGACUACAGCAUCCCAACAUUGUCCGUUUUUACGACUCCUGGGAGGGACCCUCGAAAGGCAGGAAGUGCAUUGUACUGGUCACUGAACUCAUGACUUCUGGCACACUCAAAACAUAUCUGAAGCGGUUCAAGGUGAUGAAAAUUAAAGUGCUGCGGAGCUGGUGUAGACAAAUCCUCAAGGGCCUCCACUUCCUUCAUACUCGGGCUCCCCCCAUCAUCCACAGGGACCUCAAGUGCGACAAUAUUUUCAUCACAGGCCCAACAGGAUCCGUCAAGAUUGGAGACUUGGGGCUGGCCACUCUAAAGCGUGCAUCAUUUGCUAAGAGUGUUAUAGGUACCCCUGAGUUCAUGGCGCCUGAGAUGUAUGAGGAGAAGUACGACGAGUCAGUGGAUGUGUAUGCCUUUGGAAUGUGCAUGCUGGAGAUGGCCACCUCAGAGUACCCUUACUCAGAGUGCCAGAACGCAGCACAGAUCUACCGCAGAGUUACCAGCGGGGUGAAGCCAGGCAGCUUCGACAAGGUGGCCAUUCCUGAAGUGAAGGAGAUCAUCGAGGGAUGCAUUCGCCAGAACAAGGACGAGAGGUAUUCAAUCAAGGACCUCCUGAACCAUGCCUUCUUCCAGGAGGACACAGGUGUGCGUGUGGAAUUGGCAGAAGAAGAUGAUGGAGAGAUGGAGCUUAUAAAGCUGUGGCUAAGAAUUGAGGAUGUAAAGAAACUCAAGGGGAAGUACAAAGAUAACGAGGCCAUUGAGUUUUCUUUCGACCUCCUCAAAGACGUCCCAGAGGAUGUGGCUCAAGAAAUGGUUGAGUCUGGUUAUGUGUGCGAAGGUGACCACAAGACCAUUGCGAAGGCCAUAAAGGACAGGUCGUCUCUAAUCAGUCGCAAGAGAGCACAGCGGCAGCAGGUCAGAGAAAAUCAGGAGAAGAGAAGGAUAGAGGAAGAGCAGCAGGGUCAGUUACCCCCUGCUCAGCCACCAGCCCAACUGCCAACAGAGGUGCCUCAGUCCCAGCCCGUGCCCCAGCCCGCUCCCUAUGUCUCUCCACAACCAAACCCACUGAUGGCCCCCCAACCUGCAUCUCAGCAGAGCCUUCAGAGCUCCAACUAUAACACUCCUCAAUCCACCCAACUGGCCGGCAUGGCGCAGGGUGUCCCUUUCAUCCCCCAGUCAACGGGACAAGUCCCAGUUCAUGUUCAGAGUGUGACCUCCAUCCAGCCGGAGUCAGAGGAGCCUGAGGCGGACCAACACCAUCAACAACAGCACACUGGAGGAGCCAUUCACAUGGGAGACAGACUGUCCGGUUCCACCGUCCCCCCUGAGAUCCAGCCCCCUCAGUCUGGAAUAUCCUACAGCAGCCCUCCCAGUCAGCAUCUUCAGCCCCAGGUGUCACACCAACAGACACAAAAUGACCAAACGCUUCAGCAGCCAUUGUCAGUGGUUCAAACCCAGAUGCCAGUGGUCCACCCUGAAGUUGUUCCUGUAGUUCCCGGCAGCCAGUCGGUUCCCGUGGCUCCUCAGCAGUACGGAGUUUACUACCAACCAUCGCUUCCCCCUCAGAUUCCGACCCAACAAGUGGUGAUACCCCCAUCUUCUCAGACAUCCUCACCCCAACAGCAGCAGCAGCCAGAAAGCAGCGCUACUCUCUUGAGCUCCACUCUACCACAGGCUGGAGUUCAGCAGCUACAGGCCCCUGUGAGUGUUGCUCAGCCAGCCCCAGUGGAGCCAGGAUCCUCUGCUCUGGUGCCUCCAUCUGUAGAAAGUUGCCUUUCGGAUGCAGCUUCAGGUCUUAGUGACGGCAAUGAGGGAGGCUCUACAUCAGGAGGCCGCCAUGAGGGCCGCUCACUGAAGCGUCACCAGCGGCGAUCAGUACGCAGCCGCUCCCGCCAUGAGAAGACUGGGAAGGCCAAGCUCAAUGUUCUCAGUAUCUCAAAUGUGGGAGACAGAGUAGCUGAGUGCCAGCUGGAAACACACAACAGGAAGAUGGUGACCUUUAAAUUCGACCUUGAUGGUGAUAACCCGGAGGAGAUUGCACAGAUCAUGGUUGAGAGUGAAUUUAUUUUGGAGAAUGAGCGGGAGUCCUUCGUUGAGCAGGUCCGUGAAGUCAUAGAAAUGGCCGAUGAGAAAGGAGAGGGCAUGAAGGAAGGCUUCCCUCAGAUGAUUGAUCUCCAAAAACUGCCUGAGCUGUCUAUUCCUAUGCUGCCAGGCAUUUCCCCCAUGACUACAGCGCAGGUGGUGCAUUCGGCAGGUCGGAGGUUCAUAGUCAGCCCAGUGCCCGAGUCUCGUCUUAGAGAACAGUUUUUUGGCGGUACUUCGUCUAAUACCUCCUUUGGAGAUGAACCAGCUCCCUCUCUGCCACUGGGCCUGUCUCUGUCCGCUCCAUCUGGGACUUUGCAGCAGGCUUUCAGUAUAAUGAAGCAGGUUCGUCUGGAGAGAGGCAGCACCCUGGAUCCCUCUGAGCAGGAAGCAGGCCCUGUCCCGGCCCCUGAGGCAGGACCCGGCCCCCACUCUAACACUAGCCUCGCUCCUUCAGAGGCUGUAGCUCUGCCUCUGACAUCCACUGCAACAUCCUCACCAUCCCCCCCAACUGGGAGGGUUUCCCCUCCACCUGCAGUCACUCAGUCCCAAAGCCCCGCCCCCGUCACCAGUGAUCCCAGUCCCCCUGCUCAGUCAGCCCAUGAAGCAGCCCCCCCACAGCUUCCACCAGCUGCCAAUAUCCCCCCCACACCUUCCAGCGUCUCCCCUCCAUCAGUGCAGACCUCCGUCCCUGCAGGCCCCGGGCCCCCGAGCAGCGCCUCGGUCCCGUCUAUCGCCAGUGUUUCAUCCAGUAGUCCUGUCUCUGUCCCUGCUUCAGAGCAGCAGCCUUUUAACGGCGCUGCAUCGUCCUCCCAGCCUGUGAAUUCGUCCAUCCCUGCAUCACAGUCUCAGCCCGUCCCCGUUUCUGCUCAGCCCGUGGAGCCAGAGGGAGCUGAUCUCCAGAACAAAACGGCUGGCAGAGAUGAUAUCCAGGCGCUGGAUAAAAAGCUCCGGUCCCUCUUCAAAGAUCAGAGCUCUGCGUCAGUGGAUCAGAACACCGGCACCUCUUCUCCUCCCACUGGGACUGCUUCCCCUCCCCCCGGAGCCGCCCUGGUGCCCCCUUCAAACCUCCCCCUCUCCUCUGGAGGGCAGAGUGUCCUGGGCCUGACCACCACCCCGGGUAUUACCCCAGCAGGACAGACCCCUUCAACUAAGUCAAGGGCACAUACUUUACCUACUGGUUUUGACCAAGCUGCUACACCUCCAUCUGAACUUGUACCUCCAUUUCCUGGACCAAAUCAGUCUCAGAAACCCCUGGGUAAUUUAGACGCCCAGUUGAGGAGAGCUCUGAGCCCGGAGACCGUUCAGGGAGGCAGCAGAGCGCAGUCUCCAGCAGCAGCUUUCACUCUGGGGCGCUUCCAGGUGUCUGUUGCUACUGAUGGUUCGUCCAGCAUCGUUUCCUCUUCUUCCCUCACGCCGUCCUCUACCUCUUCCUCUUCUUCUUCCUCUUCCUCCUCUUCCUCCCCCUCUAGUCCAGAAAAUACCCUCCACCGGUCAUCCGCUCUGUCCAGAGGGGUUUGUGAAACUGACUCUGGAAAUCGAGCCUCUCCUCUCUCCGCUGAUGCUGCCAGUCAGCCCACUACCAUUGGCCGCUUCCAGGUGUCUACAAGCACCAACGCCACGACUGGGACAACCACUGGCUCCAAAGUGGGACGUUUUUCAGUCACAGUCACCCAUGGCUCCAGUCUGCAGAACGGUCCCUCAUCGUCAACGUCUGAUCCUCAAAACUCACACACCCACUACAGCAGUGACAAUGAUGAUGACUCUGAGAAAGAGGAUGAAGCUCUGCACAAAGAAAUAAGCCGUCUCAGAGAAAAACACAUGACGGAGAUCCAGAUAUUGCAGAGUCGUCAGAAAGAGGAGGUGGAAGCCCUGUUCACAAAGAUGGGAAAACCUGCUCCUUCUUCAGUCUUCUCCCCUGCUGUGGCCAUGGCUGGAGGUCGACGGCGGCUCAAGAGCAGAAGCCACAAAUCGUCUCGCGGUAGUGGACAGCCCAGCCCCGUGCACUCAGCCUCCGCUCCGAGUCAUCACAGUUCAGGGUCCCCUCCGAAGCAAAGUUCAGCCUCGGCAACAGAGGCCUCGGAGACGGCAGCAGAGGCCUCUCAAGCAGCUAACGCGGCGGUGUCCAUAAAGCAGCUCAGAACCUCUCCAUCCAUGCCCAGCCUCAGCAGUUGCUCCACAGGAUCAAGUGGGAGCGGCUCAACAAAUGGUUCAGGCCCCUGCCAAAACCACUCUGCUUCUCUGACCCAGACGGUCGGAUCCUCUUCCUCUUCCUCUCAAACUCAGAAGGGCAAGGGCACCUUCACGGAUGACCUGCACCAGCUGGUGGAUAACUGGGCGAGGGACGCCAUCAGCCUGUCUCAGUGCAAGAGAGGUCCUAAAGCUGGAGCAGCGGCACCUCUGGGACACGAUAUCAUCCCUCCGGUCAACCAGGGCCGUAAAUUCUCCGCUCCAGGCUACCUGUGCCCAACGCUUCCCACACCUUCUACCACCACGACCACCGCGUCCACUCACCUCCCCAACCCAGCCGUUCCCUCUGUCCCCAUGGCCCCUCGGAAAGGCUCUCUGGGCCCCAGCGCGCAGGGCUUUGGAUACACCUCGGCCCCAUACAGUGCCGCUCAGUGGGCAGGACCCACAGGCACGUCCCAGGUCAGCAUGCUUAACCCCGCACAGCCACUCACGCAGUACCAGCCGCCCACCACAGCCUCGGUGUCCCUGCACCCAGGAUACCACAUGGGAACGACCGCAGCCCCCCAGAACCCAGUGGGCCCCGGAGGGUCCAACCUGAGGCCCACGUAGCCCAGUGGAAGCCCCCCACAGGGCAGACAGUCGUGAACGAGAACCACUAGCUCUUUGUGUAGUAGGCUGGUUGGCCGGCUGGAUAUUGUGCUUUUUAUUUUUAUUUCAACUUUUAUUGUUUUUUUUUCUGUAAUAGAGUGGACCUGUGUGGUUCAUGUCCUCUCAGGCAGAGCAAAAUCUGUCUUUAGAUUCAGAGGAAGAGUGCAAUACACAUCCACAGCAGUCUCACACCUAGCCUGCCAUCAGCUGUGGAACUGAGCUGUGACGAGCCGUUGGUUUGUGUCUGGUGAUGAAACCAACUGCAGCCAAAGAUGUCUUUUGAGAGCAGACGUUGCAAUGUUUUCAUUCCUGUGAAGAGGAGGAAGAGGAGGAGGAGGAAGGAGUGAUUGUGGGUCACGUCCUACUGGUCCUGACUUAAAGCCGCACUGGGGCUGAAGACAGUAAAACAACACUUAGACACACGUACAGACACACACCGGACUAAAUAUGAACCCUAGUUGACAGACUUGUGAUAACAUGUUAAGUUGUUUCAGAGAGCUAUAGGGGGGAGUGUACAGAAAGUGGGAGAUAACAGUGGGACAGUUUGUUCCAGAUGGAUUAGCAAAGUGUGACUGGUUGAGUUGGGAGGAGAAAGUUCUGGAAAGUGAGGCAGGAGUGUAAAGGAUAGGGUUGCAGUUUGAAUACAUCCCUAUGAACUAUUAAGUCAAAUGCAAUAAUGGCAAAGAGUAGAUGAACUGUCCCUUGUAACUGUGGCCUUAAUCCCCAAACACAUUUAGACAUUGACUUUGUACAUAGAUAUUUCUUCACUGGGUUAUGAUUCCACAUUUAGCAUAUUUAUGUUCCUGUGAGUCUGGUGACAUUGUGAUACGAGUUGUCAUCCAUUCAGAUUUAUUAUACCAGUUUAUUCUUCACGUCUGACAUAUAAGCAGUGGAUCGUCCACUACUAAAGGCAUUGUCCUGGUGUUGAGCACCAUUCGCAGUGUGAAACUUGAGAGGUGAUGCUGCUGAAAAUCACAAUCGGGUUGAGGUCGUUUGCAGGGUGUUUUUUUUUUUUUUGUCUUGUUUUACACAAGAAGGAAAUUAGAAUCCAAGAUGACACAUUAAACAGCAUUAGUUUGGCAGAUAGGAGCAGUUCAUUAUCUGCUUAUCAUAUAUAUUGUAGAAAAUAAAUAAUUUUGGUUGAUUUCAAAAGUAUUUGUGGAAGGUUUUAGUCUCUCCCAGUUGUUUACACAGAUGGUGCACAGCGCAUCGAUGAAGUCAUGCUGCAUUAAAUAUGUCUGCUCAUAACAUUUAGCCGUCACGUCUCAAAUCACAAUUGUCUGGGGUUCUCUCUUUCUGUGGUCUGUUUUUGUAUGCGUAUAUUUAAUAAAAACAAAUGUUCUUUAUGGACCUGUAUUCAGCCAUCAGAUUUUGAUGUUUCACUGUAAUUAUUAUUAAAGGUUGUUAAACAACAUGUAGUUAAAGGAAUAUAAAAAGUGCAAUUGCAGGGUUGUUGUCAUUGGUAUCCUACUCAUCACGCAGGAGUAAUCCUGUCGUUUAUUAAGCUCUUCUCUCUAUGACUGCCCUGCCCCCCCCCCAUCCCUUUUUUUUCCUAUUUUAUUGUACAUAUGUUAAUGUGAGGGAAAUGCUUUCACGUAGAGCAUGCUUGUGGUGACCCACUCUACAUGUACAUGCUCUAUUACCUGUAAACAUGAGGAACACUUUAGUGCCUUGCAUCCUCACUAAUGACAAGUUCCAGAUUCAUCGAUUGCUGUAGCUGUGAUUGGACGGCAGAGAAACAGUUAACCUGUACACGAUGUAAACACCACAGGUGGCUCCUGCACACAGCCUGUCAGAGGAUGUAACACUCUGAAAGUGUAGACCCCACACAGGACUGCAGAACAAAGAGCAGAGUCAUGUGGAAGCGUUUCUGCUCCGGCUACACUUCCCUUUGUGUUGUGUGAUCAGCUGUGUAUUUAUAUUUGGCUCAUGCGUACAUGGAUUUGGCUGACAUUUGUUUUUGUGGGUUUAUCAUUAAACUGUUUCAUAGACGUACUUGUUCAGUCGGCGGGCGAGCUGUAUAAAGGUUUAAACGUUUUCAUGCUGGCUAAACUUUUGUCUCCGCACCUCACGAGUGCCAUGCUGUCAUUGUGACCCUUUCUCCUGCUCGUAGAUUGGAUGAAUAGUUAAACUUCUCUAGAGAAAAAAUAAGUUACUGCAAUGCAGAAUAUGCAAUGUUUAAAGGGACUGAGGGGUAAUGGAAACAUUUGCAUGCUGAUGAGGGGUUGUUACCGACUUCAAUGUUUUUGAUAUUGGAAUAUUAGAGAUCUUUUUUUUAUUAUUAUUCUUUGCCUUCCUGAGUCGAUCUGUCCGAUUGCCAUUCACCAAUAUCACAGGCACACCUUUAAUAUCAAACUAUCGCUAAAUGAUUUCUGCAUGCCGGCUUCACUGGUGUUUCAUCUUACAACUGACUUACAACUGUACAGCACUAGGUCACAACAAAGCUCUUGUAGUCCCUCUGCUACGAUCAGUAAUUAUCCCACCUCUAAGGUACUGGCACGCAGUCAUAUCUGUCUUUAUUUCUGAUCCCUCCAACUGACUUCCUGUGAUUCAGUGUUUGUUUUGUGUAUGUUUUUCACAUUGUACAAAAUGUAAAAACAAAUAAAAAUACUAUCAA
Trematomus bernacchii (emerald rockcod) is the source of this 9033-nucleotide messenger RNA. Its product is annotated as serine/threonine-protein kinase WNK1-like. Gene Ontology annotation, molecular function: potassium channel inhibitor activity; protein serine/threonine kinase activity; ATP binding. Gene Ontology annotation, biological process: monoatomic ion homeostasis; negative regulation of sodium ion transport; protein phosphorylation. Gene Ontology annotation, cellular component: cytoplasm; cytosol. Bases 663 to 6377 code for a protein of 1904 amino acids. The transcript has 28 exons. NCBI's taxonomy places the organism in Eukaryota, Metazoa, Chordata, Actinopteri, Perciformes, Nototheniidae. The record is from RefSeq and is a predicted model, not a curated record.